Messenger RNA from Cyclopterus lumpus (lumpfish), 2881 nucleotides. RefSeq names its product solute carrier family 18 member 3b (gene slc18a3b). The record is from RefSeq and is a predicted model, not a curated record. Gene Ontology annotation, molecular function: acetylcholine transmembrane transporter activity; xenobiotic transmembrane transporter activity. Lineage: Eukaryota; Metazoa; Chordata; Actinopteri; Perciformes; Cyclopteridae. Gene Ontology annotation, cellular component: AP-1 adaptor complex; terminal bouton; membrane. Gene Ontology annotation, biological process: transmembrane transport; xenobiotic transport; chemical synaptic transmission. The transcript has a single exon. Bases 552 to 2123 code for a protein of 523 amino acids.
AAGCCGGUGACGCGUCACAGCUCUUGGUGAAAAGAGGAGACAAAAAAAAGGGACUAAAAUAGCGCCGAACCUGCGGGUUUCAUGUGCACCAAUGGCCACGAAGUCACUCGUGGUCUCAGAGCUGCGCACUAAAGUGCCACAGGUGAUAGGAGGAAUGCACACAGAGAUGAGAGACUUUGAGCGCCCUGGGUGUUGCAAAUAAGUGACCAAAGUCGCUUCACACAACCGUUGCCAUGUAAGAUUAGUGACCGAAACCUCUGCACGGUGCAGACAUUCUACGCUUUCACCACGUCACUUCUCGGGAGAUCAUGAAACGGCAUCUGAUGUGGCUGAGGCGAAGACACGUUGAGAAAACGGAGGAAAACCAUCUUCACCGAUGAGGCACCCAAGUUCCCCUUCGCCUCUCCCUUUUACGCACAGGCGAGGUGAGGACGGAGAGCAUCACAUCCAUGUAGAGAAAACACCAAUGAGUCAUCCGAGGUGCUAAAAAAAAAAAAAAAAACUACAAUUAUUAUUAUUUUUUUAAUCGAAAGUCAUCCAAAAAGCACAUCAUGGAUGGAGAAGGAAGAACGUCCGGGCUGGUCAAAUCAGCCGCGGUGAAGCUGUCCGAGAUGGGCGAAAGAACCAAGGAGUUGGGCACCGCGAUGAAGGAUCCUCACCGGCAAAGACGGAUCAUAUUAGUGAUUGUUUGCGUCGCUCUCCUGCUGGACAAUAUGCUCUACAUGGUAAUCGUGCCAAUUAUUCCAGACUAUCUCGCGGAGCUGGAGAGUGAGCAGUCGGAGCACGUCCACGUCGUGAUACACCCCAACUCUUCUUCAGCCAACAGCACAAGCCUAGACAAAAGCAACAAGAACAAUUUAGAUGUCCAGAUUGGAGUACUGUUCGCAUCUAAAGCCAUCCUGCAGCUGUUAGUUAGCCCGCUGUCGGGGACCUUCAUAGACCGGGUUGGAUAUGACAUUCCACUUUUAAUUGGCCUGAGUGUUAUGUUCGUGUCCACCUGCAUAUUUGCAAUUGGGGAGAACUACACGACGCUCUUCGUGGCCAGAAGUUUGCAGGGUCUGGGCUCAGCGUUCGCGGACACCUCUGGAAUCGCGAUGAUAGCGGACAAAUACACGGAGGAGUCGGAGAGAAGCACGGCGCUCGGCAUCGCGCUGGCGUUCAUCUCUUUUGGGAGUCUGGUGGCGCCUCCUUUCGGGGGCAUCCUUUACGAGUUUGCGGGUAAGAAAGUGCCCUUCAUCGUGCUCGCCUGCAUUUGCCUGGCGGACGGUGUCCUGCUGCUGACUGUGAUCAAGCCGUUCUCCAACAGGACUAGAGAGAACAUGCCAGUCGGCACCCCCAUAUAUAAACUCAUGGUUGACCCGUAUAUAGCUGUGGUGGCCGGGGCGCUGACAGUCUGUAACAUCCCGCUGGCCUUUCUGGAGCCCACCAUAGCUAACUACAUGGAGACCACCAUGCACUCCACUCAGUGGGAAAUGGGGCUCACCUGGCUUCCAGCCUUCUUCCCUCACGUCCUCGGUGUGUACAUCACAGUUAAAUUGGGAGCUAAGCAUCCACAUUUGCGGUGGUUCUACGGAGCUUUAGGCAUGGUUAUCAUCGGGGCGAGCUCCUGCACAGUCCCCGCAUGCAAGACCUUCGGGCAGCUCAUCGCCCCGUUGUGCGGCAUUUGUUUUGGCAUCGCUCUGGUAGACACUGCCCUGCUGCCCACACUGGCAUUUUUAGUGGACGUGCGUCAUGUGUCAGUGUACGGUAGUAUUUAUGCCAUAGCAGAUAUUUCAUAUUCGGUUGCGUACGCUAUGGGUCCUAUAGUAGCCGGCCAGAUAGUGCACAAUUUCGGAUUUGUACAACUUAAUUUGGGCAUGGGCCUCGUCAAUGUGCUUUACGCGCCAGCCCUGUUGCUGCUGCGCAACGUGUGCCAAAUGAAACCGUCCGACUCCGAGAGAGAUAACCUCUUAGAUGAGGCUCCGCAGGGGCUGUACGAUACUAUCAAGAUGGAGGAGAGGAGAGCUAAAAAGAAGGGCUACAGUUCGGCAGGGAAUUGCUUGGCAGUGGAUGAGAAUGGGUUUGACAAAUUCAGAGCACAGCGGUCCGUGUCAGAAGAGUCGUCCGGUCCGGAGUACACUUAGCCCGGCCACACUCUCACCGCCCUAACCCCCCCACACCCCCUCCGAAACAUACCCCAGGAGAGAUUUGGAGAUGAGGCAGGUUAUAGUCAAGUAAUUUAAACUUUUAUGUAAGUACCGAUGUGCAAUAUAAACACCCAAUCACCAACAUCAAGGUGUGACCCGCUUUAAUUGUUUCUUUUUGACUGUGAUUUCAUUGUGUCGAACACGUCUGUAUAGCGUUUGUCGUAUAACUGGAGUUGUGUGCGACAUCUAUAAGCUACCGUUGAAUUCGUGUGUAUCACUAUUGUAAAAAGAUAUAAAUAGAUAAAUGUACGCACAAUAUUAUAUGGGACCAACUAUAUGCAGCACAUCAACCCCCCCCCGCCCCCCCUUACACAAAAAAUAGCCUAUAUUUUUAGUCUCCGAAGAAACUUUUUUUACUUGCACAUCAAAGGCCUGAUUUCCUUUUUAAGUUGUUUAAAAAAAUCGUGGAUUUUGAUUUUUGUAACAAGUCGGCCUGUUUGAAAUGUUUUUGUUGUUUGGAAUUAAAUGUAUCAUAAUAAAUGGAUUUUGUACAUAUGUGGAUAUGUGCACAAUGUAAAUGGUUAAACAUACGUGGACCUCUGCAAAGUACGCGUGCGUGUGUUUUGUUUGUGUGUGUAUGUGCGCGUGUGUGUAUGAAACAUUUUGUCAAGACGUAGCUAAUGAAUUCCGUCUCCUUCAGAUGAAAACAUAUGUAUUCAUUUAUCAAUUGUCGUUUUAAUAAAUCUCUGUUUGGA